AUGCAAGAUAUUCUUCAGGUUGUCAAGGCUGAUUGGGAGAGUCGCGACUUUAUACGUCGAGUCUCUCAUGGCAUACUUGAAAUGACCGAGUUUUUACAAAAGUUUGAGCAACAUGCACGACAAAAGAUUGGGUCAUUGGAUGAGCGACUAGAAAAAAUAGAGCGUGGACUAACAACCUAUGAAGCAAGGAUAACGUCUCUCGAGCCAAUUGUCUCGGUUGUUGAUGCCAAACCUUCUCAAGCGUAG
Molecule: messenger RNA, 246 nt
Organism: Batrachochytrium dendrobatidis JAM81
Lineage: Eukaryota; Fungi; Chytridiomycota; Chytridiomycetes; Rhizophydiales
Exons: 3
Coding region: 1-246 (81 amino acids)
Biological process (GO): regulation of actin polymerization or depolymerization; actin filament organization; cell motility
Cellular component (GO): SCAR complex
Molecular function (GO): protein-containing complex binding
Source: RefSeq, a predicted model, not a curated record